AUGUCGCUUCGGGGCGAAUCUAUUCAUAAAGAUGUAUGCUGCAUCGCUGACCUGAAGGAACUGGGGAAGCAAACGGCUCUCUCCCAUGGUCCGAGUCUGCGCGAAAACGAAGCCGCUUUCGACCGCUACAAGAUCCGACCACGAAUCUUAGCCAACGUCGAAAAAAUCGACACAAGCACAGAGGUUCUCGACCCCGAGGUCAAUCUUUCUUUCGGCUUCAGCCUGGCCGCCUCGCAUAAAUUAGCACACCCCGACGGAGAACUGGCGACAUCCCGGGCAGCAGCCAAAUUCGGAAUUUGCAUGGGUUCGUCAUCCUAUGCGACAUACCCUGUAGAAGAGGUUGCCGCGCAAGGUGCGGGGUACAAGGCGCUUUUCCUAUCAGUGGAUGCACCCGUGCUGGGCAAGCGACUGAACGAGUACCGCAAUGAAUUUCGCAUCCCGGAGGACAUGGAGUAUCCCGACAUUCUGAGCAGCGGUACUGACGUCUUAGAUCGCACUGACUACGGUAAUAUUGCCUUGUUGAAAUUUUGUGGAUCACGAUUGACCCCUUUAGACCCUAUUUGUUCCCCUGAGGACGUUGAGCUUGCGAUUCGGUACAAGAUCGACGGGAUCGUGGUUUCAAACCAUGGCGGUCGUCAACUUGAUGGCGUUCCGUCAACGCUUGAUGCGCUGAGAGUAUGCGCUCCUAUUGCCAACGGACGAAUACCCAUCACUAUUGAUGGUGGUAUUCGUCGCGGGUCGGAUGUGUUCAAAGCGUUAGCUCUUGGGGCUAGCUAUUGCUUCUUGGGGAGAAUUCCCAUCUGGAGCCUAGCUGUGCUGUUUUUCUUUCCGUGUUUAUUUUGGGCUCCUGCUGACUUUGCAUAA
Molecule: messenger RNA, 864 nt
Organism: Penicillium maclennaniae
Lineage: Eukaryota; Fungi; Ascomycota; Eurotiomycetes; Eurotiales; Aspergillaceae
Product: alpha-hydroxy acid oxidase
Exons: 5
Coding region: 1-864 (287 amino acids)
Molecular function (GO): oxidoreductase activity; FMN binding
Source: RefSeq, a predicted model, not a curated record